GACAACAACACAACGAAAAAUUCCUGUCCUAUUUCUAUUUCAAUCUGACGUCAUUUUGUCUGAGUAAAAUAAUUUAAAUUACACACUAAUAUUUUCUAAUAAACAACGAUUAAUAACACGAUAAUUAUGGCUGAUCCUAAAUACGAGAAUCUACCGGGUAUAGCAUACGACCAGCCUGAUGUGUAUGAAACCGGUGAAUUACCAGAAGCUGAUCAGCCGGAGCCCUCCGAGGAAGAAGAAAAUGAAUGUAUUGAACAACUUCAUUUGUCUGUGAAAGAUUCAUUUAACAAAUUCAAAGGGAAAUUUCUUACUGGCAACGUCGAUUUCUCGGAUCGUCUGAGUCGGAAAACGAGGAUUGGGUAUAGGGCUGGAGAAUGGGAACUGGCAGCUGAGGGAGAACCUGAAACAGUCUUGGAGAAGUACAACAGACUCCGCUGUGAGUUCUCAGAGUUAUUAGAGGAAGUGGCUGAACAGCAGAAUAAAGCUACUGAGAGCGAGAAGGAUGAGUAUACAAAACUGGCAUCUCAAAUCAACUCAACUAAGAAAUUACUUGAGGAACUGAAACUGGAGGAGGGAGAGCAAAUAGAUCCCAAAGCAGAGAAAUUAAAAGAAUAUUUGGCGGCUAAUGGCAAGAAGAAAGGAGAAGUAGUCACCGCAUAUUUGAAACUGAAACCUCAAGUGAACCUGGCACAGACAACUAGAAUAGCUCAACUUGAACACAGGUUACAUAAACUAGAACAAGCAGCGGGCGUGAGAGAUGAAGAGGCAUUCCGGAAACUGCAGGCGGUCACGGGACAGGCGACGGUGACGGGCGCGGCGGCGACGCUGGCGGCGCGCGCGGCGCUGCUGCGCGGCGGCGAGCUGGCGGCGGCCGAGGCGCGCGUCGCGGCGCUGCUCGCCGCCGUCGACUCGCUCAAGGCGGCCGUGCGGCCCGCAGACCCCGACCAAGACGCCAAGGUCAACGAACUGUACAAAUUAUUGCAGCAGAUAGAUGGUGUAUCACAUUCUGAGAUUUUGGAGCGGAUGGAAGCACUAGAAGCCUUACAUAAUCAAGCGAGCAACUUCGGAAAAUCACUCACCGAAUUAGAAACACUGCAAAGCACAAUAGCUAGUGGGGUUCAAAAUAACAAGGAACUCCUACAGGGAGUCCAAGAGGUGUUCGCGCACAACGUGGACAGUCUACAGAAGGAGAUCAAGAAGUUGGACGAGAGAAUCGCCAAACUCGUCGCGGCGUGAUGUCACCAAUAGAUGUCGCUUGCUGUAGCCAUUAUCCCUCGACAAAGAACUUAAAGUCUGCAUGCUCUGAUAAGAGGAUUAAGUUAUGUAAAUGAUAAAGGCUUAGUGGCACAAUGUGAAAUUUACCCCUCACCAAGUCAGCAAAACAUGAGAAUAUUAACAAAUACAAAUCGAUUGGGAAAAAUCGUACGUAGGUAUUUAUUAAAAACGCGGUUUGUAUAGUAUUCUCCUCCCCAAACAAGUAACUAACGAAUCCAUCUAUAAAUACGUUAUCGCUAUUGCAUGCAUAAGACGGAACGAGAUAGCGAUGCUGGACGUUUUGUUCUUUCUCAUGUGAACCCUAACGAAAACGUAUCUAUUGAUGGAUUCGUUAGCCACUUCUGUAAACGGGAUAUAAAAUAGCUCUGCCUUCUCUUUCCUUUAUGCAACUUAAUCCCUCUUUAUACAAGCCCAAAUUGGAGCAUGCGUCGCACAUUUUAUAGCAUUGAAUUUUGCUGCAUAUUUUGUAAUAUAUUUAUAGGGAACUUCACGACUUGAUGAAGUGGACCUUAUAUACAAUUGCAUUUUUUUUCUCAUUUAAAAAUCACUUUUUGAAAGUGAUGAAUAUAAAAUGUUGAAUAAUAUAAUUAAAUUUUUACGUAAUUAUGUAACAACAUUUUAAUUUCGUUUUUAUUCCCGGUUUGUUCUAUGCUACGAGAUUGUUAUGCAGCAAAUGUUUAUAGGAAAUUAACAAUUUUUAAUAUUUCAAAAAGAACUAUGGCAUUGUUACAAUACGACAUAUUUUAAUAUUAUUGUAAUAGGCACUGUCAUGAAAAAUAAGUUAUAUUCAGGUCUAAAUGUUUAAAUAGUGCCAGAAAAUUUAUUCCGUUAUUAUUUUUUAUGCCUCAAUUCUCAUAAGACGAAAUAUAACCAUUAUUAUUAUAAUUAAUUCUCAAGAUUGUUAGACUGCUUAUAAAUAAUUUAUUUUAAAAUAAAGCUAUAUUAUAAUC
This is a messenger RNA of Galleria mellonella (greater wax moth), 2225 nucleotides long. RefSeq names its product dynactin subunit 2 (gene DCTN2-p50). NCBI's taxonomy places the organism in Eukaryota, Metazoa, Arthropoda, Insecta, Lepidoptera, Pyralidae. The transcript has 9 exons. The record is from RefSeq and is a predicted model, not a curated record. Gene Ontology annotation, cellular component: centrosome; dynactin complex; cytoplasm. Gene Ontology annotation, biological process: mitotic spindle organization. The coding region runs from base 127 to 1236 and encodes 369 amino acids.